Messenger RNA from Musa acuminata subsp. malaccensis (wild Malaysian banana), 1724 nucleotides. RefSeq names its product GPCR-type G protein COLD1. Lineage: Eukaryota; Viridiplantae; Streptophyta; Magnoliopsida; Zingiberales; Musaceae. Gene Ontology annotation, cellular component: membrane. Gene Ontology annotation, biological process: response to abscisic acid. The record is from RefSeq and is a predicted model, not a curated record. Gene Ontology annotation, molecular function: abscisic acid binding.
CGAGGGAGCGUGGAGAAGGUGGUGCGGCGGCGGUGGCGGCAGCAAUGGAGUCGGGGUGGAGGAUGAUGUACGAGGGAACGGUGGUGGUGGGCUCGCUGUCCCUGUUGGCAUGGGGCGGGCUUUGGUUCUUGAACCGACGCCUGUACAAGGAGUACGAGGAGAAGCGCGCCCUCGUCCAGAUCCUCUUCAGCCUCGUCUUCGCCUUCUCCUGCAACCUCUUUCAGCUCGUCCUCUUCGAGAUCCUCCCCGUACUUUCCAAGAAGGCUAGAUGGAUAAACUGGAAGAUUGAUCUAUUUUGUUUGAUCAUGUUGCUGGUUUUUGUAUUGCCGUAUUAUCAUUGCUAUUUGAUUCUCAGGAACAGUGCGGUGAGGAAAGAACGAGCUGCAUUUGGAGCUACCUUAUUCUUGCUUGCAUUUCUUUAUGUUUUUUGGCGCUUGGGAAUUCACUUUCCUAUGCCUUCUCCAGAAAAAGGUUUCUUCACUACACCUCAGUUAGUUAGCAGAAUUGGUGUCAUAGGUGUCACUGUCAUGGCCGUACUAUCUGGCUUUGGAGCUGUUAAUCUUCCAUACAGUUAUUUAUCCCUAUUCAUCAGGGAGAUUGAAGAAUCAGAUAUUAAAGCUUUGGAGAGACAAUUGAUGCAAUCAAUAGAGACCUGCAUUUCAAAGAAGAAGAAAAUCAUUUUAUCCCAAAUGGAGAUGGAGCGGAUUCAGGGAUCUGAAGAGAAGCUAAAAGCUAGUUCUUUCCUAAAGCGCAUAGUUGGAACAGUCAUUCGGUCAGUACAAGAAGAUCAAAGGGAGCAAGAUAUCAAAACCUGGGAAGCAGAGGUACAAGCUUUGGAAGAGCUUUCAAAGCAGUUGUUCCUUGAUAUAUAUGAACUUAGGAAGGCUAAGGUAGCAGCUGCUUAUUCACGGACUUGGAAAGGGCACCUGCAGAAUUUGUUGGGCUAUGCUUUGUCUGUUUAUUGUGUUUACAAGAUGAUAAAGUCUCUACAAAGUGUGGUUUUUAAGGAGGCAGGUUCUGUGGAUCCAGUGACAAUGGUGAUCAGUAUAUUCUUGCAAUUGUUUGACAUAGGAAUCAAUGCUGCUCUUCUGUCGCAGUAUAUAUCUUUGCUAUUCAUUGGGAUGUUGAUUGUCAUUUCUGUCCGAGGCUUCUUAACAAAUCUCAUGAAGUUCUUCUUUGCAGUUUCUAGAGUUGGAAGUGGAUCAUCUACAAAUGUUGUCCUUUUCCUGUCUGAGAUUAUGGGCAUGUAUUUCGUGUCAUCGAUCCUUCUUAUUAGAAAAAGUCUAGCAACUGAAUACAGGUUAAUUAUUACUGAUGUUUUGGGAGGUGACAUACAGUUUGAUUUUUACCAUCGCUGGUUCGACGCAAUAUUUGUUGCCAGUGCCUUCCUGUCCUUACUAUUGCUUUCUGCACAAUAUACUUCACGGAAGGCCGACAAGCACUCUAUUGAUUGAUUUCUUGAUUGACAUCUUGAUGUAAAUAUGUAAAAUAAAAAAAAAUAUUUUUUUUAAUAUUUCUAUUUGUACAAGCCAUUAGUCGCCCCCCAUUAUGAAUGAUCUGAUCUUCGAGUUAUCAUGUUUGGAAAAUUGUUUGGAGAUCUGACAACAGAUGAGCUAAUGCCUCUCCCACAUGCAACCUAAGUUUUUUUUUUCUUAAAAUUGUAUUUGAAUACACCAUACACUUAGUGGUUCUUUCAUAAUGUGACAUCUCUGGCUUUGUCUCUG